Molecule: messenger RNA, 1729 nt
Organism: Cavia porcellus (domestic guinea pig)
Lineage: Eukaryota; Metazoa; Chordata; Mammalia; Rodentia; Caviidae
Gene: Eid1
Product: EP300 interacting inhibitor of differentiation 1
Exons: 1
Coding region: 92-673 (193 amino acids)
Biological process (GO): negative regulation of DNA-templated transcription
Cellular component (GO): nucleoplasm
Molecular function (GO): transcription corepressor activity
Source: RefSeq, a predicted model, not a curated record
ACUGGCGUCGUUCGCGCACGCGCAAAGCCGCCCGGCCGCGCAUCCCUGCUUCUGGCAAGAGCACUCCGCUAGUGGUCCAGCGGUGUCAGCCAUGGCGGAGAUGGCCGAGCUGUGCGAGCUGUACGAAGAGUGCAACGACCAGCAGAUGGACGUGAUGCCGGGCGAGGGUGACCUUCCCCAGAUGGAGGUAGGCGGCGGCGGGAGCCGGGAGGCGGCCCUGAGCGCCCCCCGCAGUGGGGCCGCGCUGCUGCUGGAGGAGGAAGGCCCGAUGGAGGAGGAGGAGGGCGCGCAGCCCAUGGCGGCGCCGCGCGGGAGAGCAGGCCUGGCCCGCGGAGCCAGCCCCGCAGAGCAGCCGGGCCUGGGCCUGGGCCUAGGUCUGGAGGGCGAGGACGAGGCCGAGGAGCUGGAUGAUUGGGAGGAUGACUACGACUACCCGGAGGAGGAGCCGCUGAGCGGGGCGGGCUACCGCGUCUCGGCCGCCCUGGAGGAGGCCAACAAGAUGUUCUUGAGGAGCUCGCGGGCGCGGGAGGCCGCCCUGGACGGCGGCUUCCAGAUGCACUAUGAGAAGACCCCCUUCGAUCAGCUCGCCUUCAUCGAGGAGCUCUUCUCGCUGAUGGUCGUCAACCGCCUGACCGAGGAACUCGGGUGCGACGAGAUGAUUGACAAAGAGUAGUCAUCGGAAGCCCAGCCCAGAGGAGGACACGAAGAUCGGAGGGGAGAUCCAACAUCCGCCGCCUUCGGGGUUUAUUCUACAUCGUUCUGUGCCAAUGAAAACACUUGAUCUUCACACAGAAGGGUUGGGGUUUUUGUUUUUGUUUUUGUUUUUCAGAGUAGAAGACAAGGACAGUGACUGCACAGUUGUGAGAAAGGAAAAGAAAAACGAAAGGCAAAGAUCUUGGGACCGUUGACCGGUCUGCUUUCCAAGAACAGCCUGGGGCACCUAUGGCUUGGACUUUGUUACCGAUGUAGUUUAUUUUCCUUGCGUUGGGGAAGAUCGCUUUCAUGUUUGUUUUGCAGUAAAGAUGGUUUUGCAAGAGUAAAUGACGACCAAUACAAGAGCCCACUGAUGGGAAAUACGAAAUGAAGCAAAAAGUGUGCCCACAAGAUGGCUUGUUACUUGGAAGAAAGCCUACUGAGAAAACUUCAAAUUCUACCCUGUGAUCUAUCCAAGUCGUAGUAAUCAAAGACUAAAUUUGCAGCAUAAAAUGAAUCGAUUAUUCUUCAUAAUCCCAAAAGGAUAAGCAAACUAAAACUAUGUAUCGCAUGUGCUGUACCCUUAAAUUUUGUGUUUCCAAGAGCAUCUGAGAUUGUACCUGUAUCUUGAUCAUUUAUAAAUUUAUGAUCUUUACUUCAGGAAAAUCCAUUGUCAUGACUAUGGUAUUUUUAAAAGUCAAAAAAAUGUCUUUUUUAAAAGUUUCAAAUUUAGAUAUUAAAGUGUAUGUGGAAGUACAAAGAAAACAGGUUAUUUCUAGUACCCUGAUAUACUAAGGAUAUUCUGUUAAUGCUUGCUGUUUUUCAUUUAACUUGACCUAUGAAAGACUUUAGUUUGUAUUGUAAGAACUGUUAGUGAAAAUUGUAAAAGGAAAGCCCUAUAUCUAAAGACUGAACAAUUAGCCUGACCAGAAAUCCACCUCAAUAUCUGAUGUUUCCCUCUGUCUCCUCCUCUAAUUAAGAUUGUUAUUCUUUAUGCACCAGCAUUGAAGAUAAUAAAAAUUUCUUGUUCUGUGUA